Molecule: messenger RNA, 2313 nt
Organism: Podospora anserina S mat+
Lineage: Eukaryota; Fungi; Ascomycota; Sordariomycetes; Sordariales; Podosporaceae
Exons: 1
Coding region: 1-2313 (770 amino acids)
Source: RefSeq, a predicted model, not a curated record
AUGAGGCUAUCACGACUGCUUUUGUGGACGGCCGCCGGGGCUGGCGUGUGUGACGCGGUGACAGUCGAGGAACUAGCCCACAAUGUCUCUCGCAUCGAGUCCCUCCGCGAGAUCAAGGAUGUAACUUCAACGUUUGCGCAGCUAGCCCAGUUCGGCCGCUACGCUGACAUGGCGGCGCUGUUCGCUCCUGAGGGUACUCUACUCUGGGGCAACACCUCCAUCCAGGGUCCCGAGGCGAUCAAGACAUGGCUUGAGGCGGACGCGGGGGACAUGAACGGCCGCCUGCCUGGAUCACUCGACACGAUGGUUCUCGCCACACCGCUGGUGAACCUAGCUGUGGAUGGCAAGACGGCGGAAGGGAGGUGGAACGGGUGGAGGUUUCAGGGGGACGGGAAGGGGGCCACGAGGAUGAGGGGGGGGAUAUGGGAGAAUGAGUACUCUGUCACGCAGGAGGGCAGGUGGGAGAUAGGGGUGAUGAGGUAUCAUGAGCUUUACGAGGGGGGUUAUGAGGGUGGGUGGAGGAAUGUUGGGGGGAGGGAUUUCGGGUUGGUGCCUGAGUUUCAUUAUAGUGCCGAGGAGGCGGGGGUGCCGAUUCCGAGGGGGGUUGCGGGUGUGGUUGGGGAGGGACCGGAGGGUGUCGGGUUGGGGAGGAGAAUAGAGGAUUUGAACGAUGAGGAUGAGGUGAGGAACUUGCAGCAUGCUUGGGGGUAUUAUGUCGAUCGGAGGCUGUGGGGGGAGGUGGGGGAGCUGUUUGGGAGUCAUAGUUGGGGGGUGUUGAGGGUGGAUAAUGUGGGAGUUUUUGAGGGGCCCGGGGGGAUAAAGGAGGGGUUGGAGAGGUGGAUGGGGGGUGAGGGGUUGAAGCAGGGGGUUCUGAACGAGCAUCUCAUUUUUGAUACGGUGGUCAAGAUCCGGCAGGAGGUUGACGAAAACGUGCCGGAUGCGGAGAGGAUGGCGGAUGCGAGAGGGAUCGAGAUUGGGUUGGUUGGGGACCAGGAGAAGGGCACGGCAUCGUGGCGGUUUAGCUUCUUCCAAAGCUCAUUUGUCAGGCGGAAUGGGAUCUGGCAGUUUCUCAAUGUCACGAUCGCACCGUUGGUUGUGGCGAAUUACUCUGAUGGUUGGGGGCACGGGGGAGUUAUGCCAGCGAGUACUGUUGAUCCAGUGUUGCUGGAUUACACCACGAGGGGUACCAACAAGCCUAUCGCUCAGACAGCGACGGCAGACUCCCUCGAAGAGCUAUCCCGUCGCCUUUCAAGGUCAUAUGGCUACGAAGGCACAGAAUCCAUCUCCAACGCCUAUGGCUUCUAUAUCGACUUUAUCGACGGUGCCGCCUGCUCGCUCAUGGCCGCCAUCCACCACCCAUAUGCCAACAAAGAGUCACCGUUUGCCGGAUUCUACCACACCCGUCAGAGAGUCCUGGAGGCAUGCACACAAGCAUACGGCACGUCCGCUCGUCCCACCCGAUCUGCUAUAUCCUUUCACUGGAGGCCGCAGCCGGUGAUUCACGUUUCCCAAGACGGGCGUUCAGCGAGUUUGAGAGCGAGGCUAUUGCAACCAGCCACCGACAAGACUGCAGGGACGAUCAGAGGGGGCAUGUACCAUGACCAAAUGGUGCUAGAUGAGAAUGGGAGCUGGAAGCUGUGGAGUUUGACGAUUGAUGAGUUUUACUGGACAAUGAAUAGCUGGAAAGAAGGCUGGGGAGGUGUGGAGGUGAGAGACAAGGACGCGCCGGAUCAGCCUCCUCCCAGAGACUUGGUUAGGCAGUACCCGCCGGAUCUCUGGCUGAAUGAGAUGGAAGGGGAAAGAGAAGUUGGGUUUAUGGGAGGGAGGGAAAGGUAUGUUUCUUGGCCAGAAAUUCAGAGAAUGUGGUUUGGGUAUAGAAAUCCAGUCAGUGGAGGGGUGCCGGAGAACGGAUCGUACUGUCCCGGGUGUGUGCCUUGCUAUCAACAUAAACCGGAGUGGGGGAUGACGAAGCAUGGAUGGCAGGAGCCGCCUACUGGACCGACGUUGGUGAGGGCCAUGUUUGCGCCAGGAAAUGGGAGUUCGGAUGAUGGGAUGUUUAUAUCGGUCUCGGUGACACCAGGACCGGGAGAGGUGGUGGAAGGUGUGGUGAGGUUAGUUGGAGAGCAAGUUGAGCUGGAGUAUGUGUUGACGGAAAAGGACGAGGGACGAGUGACGUUUGAGUUGCCCAGAAAUCUAUCUGGGGGCUUUCACUUGUUGGAGGCCACGUUCUCGGGGAGCAACAGGUUGAAGCCGGGAAGAGACCUGAUCGAUCUGACACUCCCAGGAGGACCGGGCUCGCGGUUGGGUGACUGA